CUGUCUCUAGCGUCAUCGCGUAAGGGGUGGGGCUUCUCCUGUGGCUGACCGUCCCGCCUCCAGCCGGUGCUGCGGUCCGUCUGACGGCUCCCUUCCCCUCCCCCCCCGCCCACCAAGCAAGGAGGAGGCGACGUUUAUUUACCAGCAGCGUCGAAAUUGUGAACCGAGAGCGCAUUUUAUUUUGCGGGCGAGGAGUAAAACAUUUAAAUUUAAUUCUGAGUGACCUCUAAUGGAUCCGGGGAUUUAGGAGCGAGGGUGGAGGUUGUCGGUUGCCGGUUGCUAAGGGCUGGGCUCGCUGCUGUAGGUGGUGCAGAUAAAUAAUGAAGUAAUAAAGAUGACUUCCAACUUUCAGGCAACAAUCAGCUCCAUUGUGACUACAAACCGUAAUUCGACUAAGGAAUACUGCUAUAGUGCUCGAAUAAGAAGUACAGUAUUGCAGGGUUUGCCCUUCGGAGGAGUUCCUACAGUUCUUGCACUAGAUUUUAUGUGCUUUUUGGCACUGCUGUUUGUGUUCUCCAUUUUGCGAAAGGUAGCUUGGGAUUAUGGGCGACUUGCAUUAGUCUCGGAUGCUGAAAGAAAGAGACGUGGAAAACAUCGAGCGGAAGAGCGGGAAUAUGUGGCUUCAGCUCUGGAUUCCGAAAACCAUGACCGAUACGAACGCCUGACGUCCGUGUCAAGCUCAGUUGAUUAUGAUCAGCGAGACAAUGGCUUUUGUUCAUGGUUGACAGCUAUCUUUCGAAUAAAGGAUGAAGAGAUCAGAGAGAAAUGUGGUGAGGAUGCCGUCCAUUACUUGUCCUUCCAGCGUCACAUCAUUGGACUCCUCGUCGUCAUUGGCGUUCUGUCUGUGGGUAUAGUGUUACCCGUAAACUUCUCAGGAGAUCUGCUUGAUGAUGCCAGCCCUGCUUAUUCUUCAGCAUCUUCGAUUCUGCUAGAUCUAAUUAAUAUUUCAUCCCUUCUGGAAAAUAAUGCAUUUAGCUUUGGCCGGACAACUAUAGCAAACCUGAAUUCUGGGAAUGACCUGCUAUGGCUCCAUACGGCUUUCUCUUUCCUUUAUCUGCUUCUCACAGUGUACAGUAUGAGGAGACAUACCUCAAAGAUGCACUACCGAGAAGAUGACUUGGUCAAACGCACUUUAUUUAUAACUGGGUUAUCAAAAUAUGCUGAACCAGAGAAAAUAAAACUCCAUUUUCAAGAAGCUUAUCCAGACUGCACUGUUUAUGAAGCGCGACUCUGCUAUAAUGUGGCAAAACUGAUGCGUCUUGAUGCAAACAGGCGAAAAGCUGAGCGUAGUCGAAACUACUAUUCUAAAGAAGAAACACCUGUUAUGAUAAACCCUAAGCCCUGCGGUCAGCUGUGCUGUUGUGUUAUUAAAGGCUGUGAACAGGAAAACGCUGUGGAAUAUUACACUAAAUUAGAACAAAAACUGAAGGAGGAGUAUAUGAAAGAAAAGGAAAAAGUGUAUGAGAAGCCGCUUGGUAUGGCUUUUGUAACCUUCCAAAAUGAAGGUGCAGCAGCCAGAAUUCUCAGAGACUUCAAUGCGUGCAAGUGUCAGGGCUGUAUAUUCAGUGCAGAGCCUCUGCGAUCUUCGUACAGCGAGUUCCUCCAUACUUCAUACUGGAGUGUGAGUUAUGCCCCUGAUCCCCACAAUAUUUAUUGGGAGCACUUGUCACUGAGGGGGAUUUCAUGGUGGCUGCGUUGUUUUGUCAUCAACUGUGUCCUUUUUAUUCUACUCUUCUUCUUGACCACUCCUGCUAUCAUCAUUACGACAAUGGACAAGUUCAAUGUUACAAAGCCUGUUGAAUAUUUAAAUAAUCCCAUCAUUACGCAGUUUUUUCCAACAGUCCUACUAUGGUGUUUCUCUGCACUUCUCCCAACCAUUGUUUACUACUCAGGAUUUUUUGAAGCACAUUGGACAAGAUCAGGGGAAAAUCGAACCACCAUGCACAAAUGCUACACCUUCCUUAUCUUCAUGGUCUUGAUUCUACCAUCUCUGGGUCUAAGCAGUCUGGACCUGUUUUUCCGUUGGCUAUUUGACAAGAAAUUUCUGGAAGAAGCUAAAGUUCGAUUUGAGUGUGUCUUUCUCCCUGAUAAUGGCGCUUUCUUUGUAAACUAUGUGAUUGCUUCGGCAUUCAUUGGGAAUGCCAUGGAUCUACUGCGCAUUCCAGGCCUAUUAAUGUACAUGAUCCGCCUCUCCUUGGCCAAGUCAGCAGCAGAGAGGAAAAACGUCAAACGUCAUCAAGCAUAUGAGUUUCAGUUUGGAGCUGCCUAUGGGUGGAUGAUGUGCGUCUUCACUGUUGUCAUGACCUACAGCAUCACAUGUCCCAUUAUAGUCCCAUUUGGUUUGAUGUACAUGCUUUUGAAGCAUUUGGUGGAUCGCUACAAUCUGUACUAUGCCUACCUGCCUGCCAAACUGGACAAGAAGAUCCACUCAGGAGCAGUGAAUCAGGUGGUGGCGGCACCAAUAUUGUGUCUGUUAUGUCUGCUUUUCUUCUCUACUGUAAGAACAGGGUUCUUAGCUGCUACGUCCAUGUUUACAUUUGUUGUGCUGGUGGUCACUAUCGUUAUCUGCCUGUCUCAUGUCUGUUUUGGCCACUUCAAAUACCUCAGUGCUCAUAACUAUAAGCAACCCUCCACUCCAGCAGAUGCUAUAAGUACAGAGGACGAAUCCUGUUACAGGACACUGAUUGAUCGUAGUGAAGUGGACGGUGCUGUUGAAACAAAUGGACAAGGGGAAGGUACUUCAUCCCCACCAAAGGUUACAAGAUACAUUGCGCAGGUACUGCAAGAUCCUCAGUCAGAACCCACAGGAGAUGAUGAUGAGCCAGCAGCGCAGAAGAGCUCCAGAGAUGUGAAUAAUGAAGGAGAGUUCCAGUCCUGCGAAGACAGUCUUAUUGAAAAUGAAGUUCACCAUUAGUGGAAAUUGACAGUUUUUAAAACAAAUUAAUCAGACUGCACGGUUUAGGACCUGGGAACUAUGGCACCACUGGGUCAUUGAAACUUCAGACUGUAAUUAUUAGCCUCUGGUACUGUUUGUACCAGUUCGACGCAAUUUGCUAAACCUUUCCUGUCUUUGUUUGCCGAUUGAAGGAACACAGCAGAAAUGGGAUAUGAUGUGGUGUGCUGGAGUUGUAGAGAAAAUAGCUACGCAUUUUUACCUGCCCGACUAUAAAUGCUCAGCCAUCAUAUCCAUUGAUAUUAGUGGUAGGAAAUUUGACAGCAUAACAUCAUUCCCAGGAAAGCCUUCUGCUGAUCUGCCACCAAAAGUAGGGAACAAAUAAGUCAGCCUGAUUUUGUAAGCACACAUACCCUAACAGGAAGAGAGGGUUUGGUGGAUGACAGAGGGGGAAAAGGAUUGAUAUUUAAUAUACUUUACUGUGUGAGACGAAAGAGCAUCAGUGUUACAGAAUCCUGGUGAAAUUGAUCCUUUUCCAAUUCAAAUCACGUAAGCAUCUAAGGAUGGUCAAAUUGAUCCAGCAUGUUGGAAUAUUUAUGAGUAUACAAUUUAAUUUAAGAGUUUAUAAAGGGAUUAGCAGCAUUGAUCUAUCAGGACCAAUUUAAAUGUGUCCUUGGCGCCAGGUAUCAUCUGUGUGAUGUCAGUUUUGUAGGUGGAAGUGAUCUGUAGAAAUCCUGCAUUUUCAAGUGUUGAGAUGUAUGCUUUCUGAAGCACCACUCUGCUGGACAUUUUCUUAUUUAUUUUUAAAAGCGCACUUGUACACAACUGCAGUUGAAAUAUAUAUUUAAAAGAAUGUAAAGUUUUCUGCAGAAAGUAACAGUCCUGGCUGUUGGAUCUGUGGCUUACUAUGUAGUUCAAACAGUUGCUAAUAGGACUGUUAAAUUGAGCAAUGUGGUGCUCUUGAUGAUCCCAUGUUGAAAUUGCAGGUGACCUGAUGUUUUUGUACUUCAUUUUUCUCUUUCUCCCCCCCCCUUGAAGUUUUCAGAUGUACUAUGUAAAGAGUAGGUCAUUUUCAUUAUGGACUCAUUUCCUGUUCAAUAGCUUGGCUGUCAUUUGGGGUGUUUGGGACAGGGGUUAGAAGUUGAACUUCUACCUGCAGUCAAAGCAUUUAAAAUUAUUUCUGAAUUAUACAUUUAAGAUUUACUGAAGAUCAUACAGCAUUUCUAAGUUGACCAUUUAAUAGAUUUUUUAAAUCUAAUUUUGGGGGCAGCACGGUCAACAGCUGAUCCAUUUUUAAAAAUCUCAAGCAAGGUUGUAGCGACCGAAAGGGAAGUUGUCCGAAAAGAACCAGGACUGAAGCUCAAGUCUUUUCAAUUCUGUUUCUGAAAAUUGCUUGACAGAACCUUUUCAUAUGUUGAAAAGAAACUCUGGACAAAGAUGCCUGACAUACUUAAAUUUAUUGAAACAGAACCAGCAUUAUCUACCGACUAUAACCACUACAGGCUCAGGUGCAACUGUAGCUUGUCUUGGCAAGGAUAUUCUCGAUCAAGGCUGAGCGAAUGGCAAGGAGCCACUUGCAAAUCAGGUUUUUAUUGGCAAUGAUCAAGCUGCAACUUAAGAACAAUGAGGAUUGAAGUAAAUUAUUCCUCUUCCUCUUCCCCCUCUUUGUAGUGUCUGAAAUGAUUACAGACCUAAAUACAGUAGUGUUUGACUCCUUCCACCUAGCAGCCUGUAAACGACAUCAUCCAUCUGAUUUAUAUUUGGCUGAAUUCUCAGUUUGCUAACAUUACUACACCCAGACUCCAUUCAAUCUUAAAACAGGUUACAGAAAGGUAAAAACAAAUUGAUACUUAGUCUAUCUUGGUGAGAAAUGAUCCUUUUAUAGCAGGAACUGUAACAUUCCUUUCUAGCCAGGCCCUAACCCAUUCACUAAUUUGUAUUACUGUUCCUUUCCUUCCUGUCAAAAUGUCAUUUGCAAUUUGAUCAGAUGGAAGUGCACAUUAUUGUUGAACAAAGUUUGCAUUCUUGAAUUUAUAUAAACUACUGUUUGGCCUAAGGGUCUUUUUAAAGUGAAUUGGAUGAAAAUUAAACCCUAUCCUCCAUUCAACUCAAGCAAAUUUCUAUAUACUUAGGAUCAAGGAGGGUUUGUUGUCUUUACUAUCUUCAGAAUUAACAGAACAAGCUAUAUGUGAGUCAUUAGGAUUUAUGUUUGUUCCAGCCUCUCUGUUUUUGCAGUUCACUGAAAGAUAGUGGUUCCCGUGAUACCUUCCUGCUGAGUGCUUUACAUUGAAUUUUAGCAAAGUAUGAUCCAAAUUAAUUUCAGUACCCGCAUUACCAAGACCUGGUACUUUCAGACUUCCACGCAUUAAAAUGACAAGUUAAUUUGUUAUCCUUCAUGUGUCUUUCCACUCUGUUAAACAUUCAACUGGACAUUUUUAUUUGGAAAACAUGAGGGACUCAAAAGUCCAUUUUAUACAAGCCAUCAGAUUUAAAUAUAUACCAUUGUCCAUGAAGGACGUUUAACAGUGCAUUUUCUGGAUCCAGCACGUAACAUUUGGGAAAAUAUUUUAAUGCAAUUAUGAGUGCUAUUAUAAUGGGAGUAACUGGACAUUCAUUUAUCCAAAGUGACUUCACAGAUCUGAGAACUACUGCCUAGGUGGCAUGACGUGACAAUUACAGACUUUCACAGAUGCCUAUAAUGAGAGUAUAUCAUGGGUUCAUUAUUACAUUUGAUUGAAAUAAUGUUGCGUUGGGGUAGGGUUAUAUGUACAUAGCUAACUGUACUAAAGUUCAAGUAUUGUGUAUAUAAUGUAAUUAAUAGAGAUCAGCGAGUUACUUUACAUCCGUCCUGUGGUACUGGUGACCUCAUCUGCAGUAACAUCAUAUGCUAUUAAUCGUUCAUACCAUUGAAACAGUCUAUCAAUGUUCUAGAUAUUCACUUUGAAGUAGAGGCUUCGUGGACACAGCAUUCUUUACAUACUUAACAGCCAAGGGACUGGAACAGAAAUCUAAGCUACUGAUUUUUUCCCUUUCCAGAAGGGCCCAGUAUAAUCACCUGCAAUUUGUUUUGUCUGAGAUAAAACAAAUCCAGCCUGGUAAAAUGAGCAGGCAAGGAAUAUGUGACUCAUCCUGAGGUUGAUGCUAAUACACUAAGGAAUUUUCCUUCAAUUCCAAUUAAAAACUAUUCAGAAUGAGGUAGACACACCUUUACCUAAUUUAUACUGUGUGUAACUUGGAAAUGCUUAAUGAUGUGUCUGGAUGCAAAAGUUCAAUUCUCCACUGACAUCUCUUGGCAAUAUGAUUAUUCAUAAUAACAACAAAGGCACAGUGAGUUUACUGCUGUUUGCUAAUUGCCAUUUCAACUGUUGCACAUUAUUGUAGAUGAAUUGUUUUCUUAUAAGAAACAUAACUUAGUAUUGCACUUUAUAGAAGGUGUCUGACUUUCAUGGUCAAGAAAGAAGUGAGUGAUUUCCUGGUUGGCACUGGUCCAUUUGUGAAUUAAAAUGAUGUUUCCUAUUC
Molecule: messenger RNA, 6412 nt
Organism: Chiloscyllium plagiosum (whitespotted bambooshark)
Lineage: Eukaryota; Metazoa; Chordata; Chondrichthyes; Orectolobiformes; Hemiscylliidae
Source: RefSeq, a predicted model, not a curated record